UCAGAGUAUAUUGGGUCCUGAGAUAUUCUCUAUUAAUUACGCUGGUAUACGUGUGUGUCCACUUUUUACAGGAACAAAAUUUGUGUGAGUUCCUGAUAUGGCGAAGUCCUAGACGUGAUCAAGGCUUAGCAUUUAGACAAAAAUAAUUUCUUGUCAAAUUUGUUCACGGGAAUCGCUUCACUGCGAUUCAGUUUAAAAUUAAAUAACGAAGUGCAGCGUGUCCAACAUGAGCGAUGUCCGAGUGUAUAUAAUGAUGAUGACAGACCGAGCGGAGUUUGCUUUACGGUUCCUCGUGCCAUGCAUGCAUGCCACAGCACAUGCCAUUACACAUCUCACCGUAUUCAAAAAUCAGGUGACCUAUAUGAGUAUUGACCCCAACUAUUACGAGAGUCUUCCCACGUGCUUCUCCAUAUUGAUGCCACUGCGUUCAGUAAAUACCUAUCGGGUAAGUUUUCUCAUAACGGGAUCGUUGGCGAGCAUUGGCUUAUCGUGCUGGUUUUUCAUAGAGGCCUCUACACUCGAUCGGCCCAAAGUUCCUUUAAGUUUAGGCUACUGGCUAUUUGCUGAAGUUAUGUUUUGGAUGACUCGACAUUUUGAAAUACGCUAUUUGGAAGAGAGAGAAAAUUCAAAGGCGUCCAUAGUGAACAUGGCUAACUGCGUGCUGGCAAUGAACGUUAUUGAGAAGUCUUCGUCGACAAUUGUAGCCGUCCUCGUUAAACCGUUUAUUGUACGCAACGUUAUUCAUGCUUUACUGCAUAUGUGAAGCAAAUUUUGCCGAGGUUCUGACAGAACUCUCAAAGCUGUGACUCAGAAAUGGUUAAGUUGCCACAGUUUAAAUUAAAUCAAUGCGCUGCCUUGUUUUCGCUCGAUCAAGACAUUGCCUGCAAUAUAAUA
Molecule: messenger RNA, 894 nt
Organism: Varroa destructor (honeybee mite)
Lineage: Eukaryota; Metazoa; Arthropoda; Arachnida; Mesostigmata; Varroidae
Source: RefSeq, a predicted model, not a curated record